GUCAUUCACUCAGGGCGAUUGACAGGACAAAGAUAGGAGAAGAGAGAAAGAAGCAUGGCUCCUGAAGAAAAACCAAAGGAGAAGCCAGCUCAAAGAGCGAUAAAGAAGAUCCGGACAGCCUCUCUAGUUAUAAGUCUAGCUCGAGGCUGGCAGCAGUGGGCCAAUGAGAAUAGUACAAGGCAAGCCCAAGAACCUCCAGGGUGGCUGCCUGGUGGGGCUAAGGAGCCAGGUGAGUCACCCAAAGAGAACAAGAAUACAAAACCAUUAGGGUCCCUCCAGGAAAAACAAAGUAUAGGAGGAGGUCAGAGGUGCCUGUUGGCAAAGCCAUUUUCAAAUGGAGACAGGGAGUGUUUAAACAACCUAGCUGAUGAUGAACCUGGGGAGACCCACAUUAAAAGGAAGGAGGUAACCAAAACAGUGGUCAACAAAGUCUAUGAGAGAGGAGGGGACAUGAGCCUUCUCAGCUGCAGAUACGAGAACGAUGGGACCAACUCUGAAUCCUGGCAGGAAGGAAAAGACUUGGAUGACAUUGACAAGAUCCUGAAUAGCCAUACUUCUCCAACCAGGAGGAGGAAGUGCUUGAACCUGGUCUCAGAACUGACCAAAGGCUGGAAAGAAAUAGAGCAAGAGGAACCUUCUAGUCGAAGUGAUAGCAUAGACACUGAGGACAGUGGAUAUGGAGGGGAUUCUGAAGAUCGGCUAGAGCAGGAAGUCAACAAGCAGGAAGGAGACCACGUGACUGCAGCCAGGAUUAAACGACCCAUGCCUUCCCAGGCAAGCCGGUUUGCAGAGAACCUCAGCAGCAAGGCCCAGAGGAGAUACAGCCAAGUGAACAGCAUGAGGGGGAGAUGGCAAAAAUGGGCUGAUGAGCAUCUGCAGUCGCAAAAGCUGAAUCCCUUUAGCGAAGAGUUUGAUCAUGAGCUGGCCAUGUCCACCCGUCUGCACAAAGGGGACGAGGGCUACGGACGCCCCAAAGAGGGAACAAAAACUGCUGAACGGGCCAAGAGAGCAGAAGAACACAUCUACCGGGAAAUCAUGGAUUUAUGCUUUAUCAUCCGAACCAUGGCCCGCCAUAGACAGGAUGGCAAAAUCCAAGUUACUUUUGGGGAACUCUUUGACAGAUAUGUACGGAUUUCUGAUAAGGUGGUGGGCAUUCUUAUGAGAGCCAGGAAACAUGGACUAGUUCACUUUGAAGGAGAAAUGCUAUGGCAAGGCCGAGAUGAUGAUGUGGUGAUUACACUCUUGGCAUGAUCUUAUAGCCAUAUGAGUGAAUCACAGGAUCCAUCUUAUCUUGAUAUUAACUACAAAUGGAGGAGAGAUGUAAAUGCAAGCUACUGAGUAUCAGACUUGCAAAUAUUAGAUUAUUUAUUUUCACAACUUUGUGGUAAUUUGGAUCCACUUUCAUCUAGGAGAAAUCUUGGGACAUUUGAGAAAAUAGACACAAAUGGUUAAUAUUAUUUAAUAAUGCCACUUAUAUUUGAAUGGCUAUUUUUAUCCAAAUGGCAUAAGCCACUUUCUGAUCUAAAACCACUGGCUGUUUAAUGCAGAAGUGUCGAUGAGUGUUAAGCAAAGGUAUAAAUAAUAAGGAUUAAGAAUACUCACAAGAGGAAAAGGCCAGGAAUGCCACAAACAAUAGCAGAAAUAGCAAGAAGACCAGUUUACAAUUCUAUCAUUCCAUCAUCUCAUUAGAUCCUCAAGAUUACUCCUCUAAGCAAGUAGUACGAAUAUCACUAUUCCAGAUGAGAAAACAGGCUCAGAGAGGUUGUGGUUCAGCCAAGCCCACACAGCUAGUACUAAUGGUAAGGUGAGACUCAGACCCAUUUUUCUGACUCCAAGUCCAACACUGUUUCUAGAACCAUAAAUUUUUGAAGUGUGUCCAUUUUUUUUUGGUACCACUGAAGGAUCUCUUGUUAAUAGUGGUUAAAAUAAACCUAAACUUGAUUUAAACUAUUUUAUGUAUAUUGUUUUCUAGGAAUUAUAGCACCCUACGGACCCUAAAGUCAUUAAAUAUGAUCCUGACAUCCUUUGGGGCUCCCAUUAUGAGCUCAGGCUGCUGGGCAAGCCUCCAGGAGUCUUGCCAUGCUCCUUCCACGUGGCCUACUCAUUGGGUGCCAUGUCUCUUGCACACUUUCCAUUAUUUGAUGUUUAGGACAACAGGGGUCAAAUACCCAACAGGGACAGGAUAAUUCCUCAAUCCAAUUCAAAAAACAUUUAUUAAGGGACUACCAUUUUCAAGGAUAAGAUAUAGCGACAAAACAGUCCCUGCCCUCAAGUUUCAUGAGUUCCCGGAGCUUAUGGCUCUAUAGAAAUAUGUGGAUCAUGAUAUGUAUUAUAAUAAUAUGUACAUAAAAAUUUGUGAAACAUCA
Trichosurus vulpecula (common brushtail) is the source of this 2366-nucleotide messenger RNA. RefSeq names its product actin binding Rho activating protein (gene ABRA). The record is from RefSeq and is a predicted model, not a curated record. Bases 55 to 1251 code for a protein of 398 amino acids. Gene Ontology annotation, cellular component: sarcomere. The transcript is spliced from 2 exons. Lineage: Eukaryota; Metazoa; Chordata; Mammalia; Diprotodontia; Phalangeridae. Gene Ontology annotation, biological process: positive regulation of transcription by RNA polymerase II; positive regulation of Rho protein signal transduction. Gene Ontology annotation, molecular function: actin binding.